Molecule: messenger RNA, 5880 nt
Organism: Seriola dumerili (greater amberjack)
Lineage: Eukaryota; Metazoa; Chordata; Actinopteri; Carangiformes; Carangidae
Gene: mast2
Product: microtubule associated serine/threonine kinase 2
Exons: 33
Coding region: 1-5880 (1959 amino acids)
Biological process (GO): peptidyl-serine phosphorylation; intracellular signal transduction
Cellular component (GO): microtubule cytoskeleton
Molecular function (GO): protein serine/threonine kinase activity; magnesium ion binding; ATP binding
Source: RefSeq, a predicted model, not a curated record
AUGGAGCAGCAGGAGAGCGGAGGAGAGGAGAAGGAUGCGAAGGAGUUUGCCGCUCCCCCUCCUCUCCUCUUCAGGAAGCUGAGUAACCCUGACCUGUCGCCCGCAGCAACCGCUGCUACAAAAUCCAAACUGCACCGACAGCUCAGCCAGGACGAGAGCAGGGCACGACGCAGCAGCAUGGCCAUGACCGGUAAGCAGCUGCUGCCUCUGUCCAGCAGUCUGCACGCCGGGGUGAGUCAGCUGGCCUGGCAGGGGCCCUCUGGAGAGGUCAACAACCUGGUCCGUAUGAGGAGCCAGGCCCUGGGACAGUCUGCUCCAUCACUCACCGGACUGAAGGAGCUGAGCCUUCCCCGAAGAGGCAGUUUCUGUCGGACGAGCAACAGGAAGAGCCUGAUUGUGACGUCCAGCACCUCCCCCACUCUGCCACGACCACACUCACCUCUGCAUGGACACACAGGUACCAGCCCACUGGACAGCCCUCGCAACUUCUCCCCCAACACAGCUGCACACUUCUCCUUUGUUCCUGCACGCAGGACGGAUGGUAGACGCUGGUCUUUGGCCUCGCUGCCUUCUUCUGGCUAUGGCACCAACACUCCCAGCUCCACUGUCUCGUCCUCCUGUUCAUCUCAGGAGAAGCUGCACCAGCUGCCCUUCCAGCCCACACCGGACGAGCUGCACUUCCUCACCAAACACUUCAGCUCCGAGAGCAUCACGGACGAGGAGGGACGCCGCUCCCCCGCCAUGAGACCGCGGUCCCGCAGCCUCAGCCCCGGACGCUCACCUGUCUCUUUUGACCAUGAGAUUGUGAUGAUGAACCAUGUCUACAAGGAGAGGUUCCCCAAGGCGACUGCUCAAAUGGAGGAGCGCCUGGCUGAGCUGCUGUCCUCCUCGGCCCCGGAUAAGGUGUACCCGCUGGCAGACGGGGUCCUGAGCUUCAUCCACCAUCAGCUGAUAGAGCUGUCCAGAGACUGCCUGGAGAAAAGCAGAGAGGGCCUCAUCACCUCCCGCUACUUCUACGAGCUCCAGGAGAACCUGGAGAAGCUGCUGCAGGAUGCUCACGAGCGCUCCGAGAGUGUGGAGGUUACCUUCGUCACGCAGCUCGUCAAGAAGCUGAUGAUCAUCAUCGCCCGGCCUGCGCGCCUGCUGGAGUGUCUGGAGUUUGAUCCGGAGGAGUUCUACCACUUGUUGGAAGCAGCAGAGGGCCAUGCCAAGGAGGGCCAGGGCAUCAAGUCGGACAUCCCUAGAUACAUCAUCAGCCAGCUGGGCCUCACCAGGGACCCCCUGGAGGAAAUGGCCCAGCUGAGCAGCUAUGACAGCGGGAACCCAGAAACCCCAGAGACUGACGACUCAGUGGAUAGUCGAGGAACCACAGUCCCAGCAGCUCCACCGCAGACUAAGACCAAAACCCCCCGGGAGGAGGACUUUGAAAACAUCAAGCUCAUCAGUAACGGAGCCUAUGGUGCCGUGUUUCUGGUGCGACACAAGGAAACCCGCCAGCGCUUCGCCAUGAAGAAGAUCAACAAGCAGAACCUGAUGCUGAGGAACCAGAUCCAGCAGGCCUUUGUGGAGAGAGACAUCCUGACGUUCGCCGAGAACCCGUUCGUUGUCUCCAUGUUCUGUUCUUUUGAGACCAGGAGGCACCUCUGCAUGGUGAUGGAGUACGUGGAGGGUGGAGACUGCGCCACGUUGCUGAAGAACAUCGGCGCUCUGCCGGUGGAUAUGGCUCGUAUGUACUUCGCAGAGACCGUCCUCGCGUUGGAGUAUCUCCACAACUACGGCAUCGUACACAGAGACCUCAAACCUGACAAUCUUCUCAUCACGUCCAUGGGACACAUCAAGCUGACGGACUUCGGUCUCUCAAAGAUUGGUUUGAUGAGUUUGACCACGAACCUGUAUGAAGGACACAUUGAGAAAGACACCAGAGAGUUCCUCGAUAAACAGGUGUGUGGUACCCCAGAAUACAUUGCCCCAGAGGUCAUUCUGCGUCAGGGCUACGGGAAGCCAGUGGACUGGUGGGCAAUGGGAGUCAUUCUGUAUGAGUUCCUGGUGGGCUGCGCUCCCUUCUUCGGAGACACACCGGAGGAGCUGUUUGGUCAGGUGAUCAGUGAUGAAAUCAUCUGGCCGGAGGAAGAUGAAGCUCUGCCUCAGGAGGCUCAGGACCUGAUCUCCAAAUUGCUGAGACAAAACCCACUGGAGAGGCUGGGCACAGGAAGUGCCUUUGAGGUGAAGCAGCACCCGUUCUUCACAGAGCUGGACUGGAACAGCCUGCUGAGACAGAAAGCAGAGUUCAUCCCCCAGCUGGAGUCAGAGGACGACACCAGUUACUUUGACACUCGAUCCGAUCGGUACCACCACGUGGAUUCAGAGGAGGAAGACGACACCAACGAUGACGAACACGUGGAGAUUCGACAGUUCUCCUCCUGCUCGCCGCGUUUCAGCAAGGUGUACAGCAGUAUGGAGCGUCUGUCUCUGCACGAGGAGAAGAGGACUCCUCCUCCCACCAAACGCAGCCUCAGUGAGGAGGGAGGAGAUCGUAUCGACAGCCUGAGCGGACUCAAGUCCAGAGAUCGAUCCUGGCUGGUGGGAUCUCCAGAGAUCCUGCGGAAGCGUCUGUCUGUGUCGGAGUCUUCCCACACAGAGAGCGACUCCAGCCCGCCUCUGACAGUCCGGAGGCGUUGCUGCUCCGCCAUCAUUGAGAUGCCACGAUUCGCCAUCUCCUCUGAGGAGGAAGGAGGCCAAGGGCAAGGUGGAAGUCGUAAGAGCCCCAGCCUGCUGGGUCCGAGUGCAGUGAGGGGCCCACGCGGCGACGAGCUGCCCCUCGCCAUCCCAGAGCUCCCGGUGGAGAGAGAGCUGAAGCUGGACGAGUCUCCCACCACCCCGAGCUCCACCUCCAGUCAGCUGAGCAAGGCCACGCUUACACCGGGCAGCUCAGGCGAUGUGUGUGAACGUGGUAAUGGCGGUAAUGGCCACAAUGGCGGUGCCGGUGGAGCUGCUAAAGGUGCAGCGGACAGCGACUCUCCAGCAACUCCAAAAGCCAUCAGUGACCUGGCAGCUCGCCGGGCUCGCCACCGGCUGCUGUCCGGAGACACAGACAAACACACGACGACUCCCAGCUCCAGGCCGCUCAACAAGGUCAUCAAGUCGGCCUCCGCCACCACACUGUCGCUGAUGAUCCCUGCAGACCACCACGGAGCCUCCCCAUUGGCCAGCCCAAUGUCACCCCACUCACUGUCAUCCAACCCGUCAUCACGAGACUCCUCUCCAAGCCGGGACCUGUCCCCGGCGGUGAGCAGCGUCAAACCAGCCAUCGUGAUCCACAGGGCGGGCAAGAAGUACGGCUUCACCCUGAGAGCCAUCAGAGUCUACAUGGGAGACUCUGACAUCUACACCGUGCAUCACAUGGUCUGGCAUGUGGAGGAAGGGGGUCCGGCCCACGAGGCAGGGCUGAGGGAGGGAGACCUCAUCACCCACGUCAACGGAGAGCCGGUCCACGGUCUGGUUCACACAGAGGUGGUGGAGCUCAUACUGAAGAGCGGCGCUAAAGUGUCCAUCUCUGCCACCCCGUUUGAGAACACGUCCAUCAAAGUCGGCCCCGCCCGAAAGACGGGCCACAAAUCCAAGAUGGCGAGACGCAACAAGAAGACCAAGAACAAGGAGGGGCAGGAGAGUAAGAAGAGGACGUCUCUGUUCAGGAAGAUCACCAAGCAGGCGUCUCUACUCCACACCAGCCGCAGUCUGUCUUCUCUGAACCGCUCCCUGUCCUCCGGGGAGAGUGGCCCCGGCUCACCAACACACAACCUGUCACCACGGAGCCCGACACAGGGCUACAGGUCCACACCAGACUCCGCCCACUCAGUUGGUGGAAACUCAUCCCAGAGCAGCUCCCCCAGCUCCAGCGUCCCAAACUCCCCAGCGAGCUCUGGCCACAUCCGGCCCAGCUCUCUGCACGGCCUCGCCCCGAAGCUGCAGCGACAGUACCGCUCCCCCCGGCGCAAGUCUGCCGGCAACAUCCCCCUCUCCCCUCUGGCACGCACGCCUUCCCCCACCCCUCAGAGCAGCUCCCCGCAGCGUUCUCCCUCCCCUCUGCCCAGCCACGCCCUGGGGCAGUCCGCCGUGGGCCAGUCGUUCCCCGUGAAGCUCCACUCCUCCCCUCCCCUAGUGAGGCAAAUAUCCAGACCCAAGAGCGCCGAGCCCCCACGCUCUCCGCUCCUCAAGAGGGUGCAGUCGGCUGAGAAGCUGGCCGCCUCCCUCUCUAACUCGCCCUCGUCUCCCUCCGGGGUGGCGGCGGCGGGGGAGAAGAAGCUGGCGGUGGGAGCAGCUGUAGGGAGCCGUAAACACAGUCUGGACAUCUCACACUCAGAGUUUAAAAAGGAGAUUCUGCAGCGGGAGCCGAGUCUGCAGAGCCUCCAGGAGUCAGCCAGCGAGGGUCUGCUGUCCUCAGCGGGACGCGGUGUGGAGAAGGGCAGCCUGCAGAAACACUCCUCCUCAUCGAGGAAGUUGGGACGUCAGGAGGGGGACAGCGCCCUCAUCACGGUGUCCGGCUCGCUGGGCCUGGCCCCAGGGAAGAGCAAACUGAAGGACAAGCUCUCAGCCAUCCGGCAAGACAGAGCCGAGCGGCGGGAAUCGCUGCAGAAGCAAGACGCCAUCCACGAGGUGGAUUCAUCUGAGGACGAGACAGACGAGGGCUCAGAGGACAGCCAGGACGGACGCAGGGGGACCACCUUCACCCCUCCUCCCCUGCUAAGGCCCACCACUGUGAGAACAGGCCCUGGAGGUACCCUGCCGUCCCUCUGCCUCUCCCCCUGCACCCCUCACGCCACAUUCACCCACACAGGGCCCUCACAGGUAGGCAGGCCCACGCCCUCACACACCCUCCCCUCCGUGACAGAGAUGAAGCCCGGUCAGAGCUCCUCCUCCUCCUCUGGGCUCAAAGAUGGAUGCUCUGCCCCAUCCACAGAUGGUGUGAGACAAGAGAGGAAAGUUCUGGAGCAGAGCGGGACCACAAAACCCCCUCAGGGCCCCCUUCCCUUCUCCACUCCAGGCAGUGCAUUCAUCUCAGUCAGCAAGGACACUUUCCUCAAGCCGAGUCCCCCACAAGACUCGAAGAUCCCAUCCACCACAAUUACUACAAGCUCCCCUGAGUCCAGAACUACAAGUACCACAGACUGCCAAACCACUGACACCCGAGAGACCGCCCGCACCUCCUGCUCCUCCCCAGGCAUCCCCAAGGAGAAGAAAGAGGCCGACAACCGGAGACUGUGUGCAGCCGCCGCCGCAAGUCUGAGCGCAUCGUCAUCAUCCACCUCCAGCUCCAACUCCAGCUCCAGCUCCCCAGUCCCGCUCACUGAGAGCAGCGUGGACAAAGUGGUGUCCCAGUUGGCGAUGGUCGCCAAAAGUGUUCUUGGUCCGGUCAAACUCAGCACGGGUGCAGACAAGAGCCAGAAGGACCAGAAACCAUCCAGAGGGGUCAUCCCAGAAGCCCCCCCAACUGACCUGCUCUCACUCCCCCCCAAACAGCUUCCAACCCCUCAGAUGCCUCACCCGUCAGAGUCCCCCACCAGACAGAAAAAUGAAACCACCUCGCAGAGUUCGGCCAAGCCCUCUACCCAAAAAGACUACCCAGCCCCGGCGCCACCACCAAGACCCACAUCAGGGUCUGCAGGGACGAAGGGUGCUGACCCCUCUGUGUCUGCACAGCGACCGGUUGCAGCAGCAGCGGCAGCAGGUCAGACCGCCCUCUACACGAGCCUCCCCAUCUCUGCAGCAUCUGAGCCACAGCGCAAGAGGUCCGAACCCCAGACGACAACUGCCGCCGCCGCCGCAGCCAGCGCCACGUCCACCUCCUCGCAACAAGACAAAGCAACCAGCAAGAAGACGUAG